This is a messenger RNA of Homalodisca vitripennis (glassy-winged sharpshooter), 2200 nucleotides long. RefSeq names its product epidermal growth factor receptor substrate 15-like 1. Gene Ontology annotation, molecular function: calcium ion binding; cadherin binding. The record is from RefSeq and is a predicted model, not a curated record. Gene Ontology annotation, biological process: endosomal transport; endocytosis. Gene Ontology annotation, cellular component: cytoplasm; clathrin coat of coated pit; plasma membrane. Lineage: Eukaryota; Metazoa; Arthropoda; Insecta; Hemiptera; Cicadellidae.
UUGGGAUCUCGCUGACAUGGACAAAGAUGGAAGCCUGGAUAGGCAUGAGUUUGUUGUGGCAAUGCAUUUGGUGUACAAAGCCUUGGAGAAAUAUGCAAUUCCGAACAGUGUUCCUCCAGAACUUCUGCCCCCAGGGAAGAGGAAAGACCCUCUCCCUCCAGCCCCUGUCCGUGCUGCCCCGGCCCCCAUCAUUCCAAUAGCUCCUGUUAUUAAACCUGAGCCAGUUAAGCCGCCUGUGCCACCACUGCCACAAACACCGUGGGUUGUGACAGCCGAGGAGAGAGCUAGGUAUGAUGUGCUGUUCCACCAGACAGAUGUGGACAAGGACGGCUUUGUGUCCGGACAUGAGAUCAGAGAUGUAUUCCUGCAGUCCGGAGUACCUCAGGGAGUUUUGGCACAAAUAUGGGGCCUAUGUGACAUGAAGCAGACAGGAAAGCUGAAUGGAGAGCAGUUUGCACUGGCCAUGUGGCUGAUCAACCAGAAGCUAAAGGGGAAAGAGCCCCCACCUGCCCUCACCCCCGAGAUGAUACCACCCAGCGUUCGGAGUAAGGGCCCCGAGACAGUGGAAAACAACAACACAACGCCAUAUUCCAACCCUGAGCUAGAUAUGAUCAGCAAAGACAUUGAGGAGUUGGUACGUGAGAAGUUAACUCUAGAAAACGAAAUCAUACAAAAAGAAGCUGAUAUUAAGAUAAAAAAUGGAGAAGUUAAAAGUUUACAGGGUGAACUAGAUACUUUGGCUGCUACACUGAAACAGUUGGAAACACAAAAAGGAGAGGCUCAAAAAAAGGCUCUGAACGAUUUAAAAAAUCAGACAGCCUUGGUUGAGUCUGAACUCAGUGAUGUCAAGAUGGAGUUGGAAGCUGAGCAAGCACAGGUUGACAAUUUAAGGAGGCAGGCGGAGGAGCAAGAGAGUAAUUUAAAAUCUCAAGAAGAAGAGUUGACGAACAAAAAACAAGAACUGGAGGGGCUAAGACAAGAAGAGACGAGAUUAGAACAACAACAAGAGGAGUUUCGCCAAAAACUGGACACACUUAGUCAAAAUCUUCAAGAAUCCCAACUACAAAUCAGUCAGGUGAAGGCCAGCAUUACACAGUUAGAGGAGCAUCAGAGACAGAUGAAGGACGCAAUAGCCUUAGCAGAGAGUGCAGCCUCUAGUGGGGAUGCUUCGUCAGUGCCUGACACCUGCCUUAAUCUGCAGCCUGAGUUUCGAGACCCUGCCUACUCGAGACUUGUGGCAGAUCAGUUACAAGAAUCAGACAAAGAGCCAUACACAAAUGGUCCUACAGAUAGUGGUGGGGACAAUUUCAUGAACAAUAACGCAUUCGGUAAUGAUCCGUUUUCAAAUCCUACCUCUAAACCACAAGAUCCUUUUGCAGCCAACGACAGUUUUGUAGCGGAUUUCGGUUCAAAGCCUGUGGAUUCUUUUACAUCAGAUCCUUUUGCUAACGCGUUUGGCUCAAGUAUAUCAGGCAGUGGCAGUAAAGCAGAUCCUUUUGAUCCUUUUGGUGAUGGAAGCCGGAACAGGCCUAAAACACCCCCGGAAGAAAACACAGAUAAAGAUCCAUUUGGUUGCGAUCCCUUUGCCGUCUUACAUGCCCCCACAGCUGCGUCUGGACCUCCUCCACGGCCAGAGUCUCCCAGUCCUGCCCUCCCACCCAAGAAGAGCAAGCAGCCUCCACCUCGGCCAGCCCCACCACGUCCCUUGCAGCCCCCUACCCCUAGCCCCACCCCGGCUGACACCUCUGACCCUUUUGCUGCCAACAGUGGGUUUGCUGACUUCUCUAACUUCAACAGCAAGGAGCUCAGCCUUAGGAAAGAAUGAUGAUAAACAACAUCAGUGGAAGUCAUGUGAAAUACAGGGUGAGGAUGUCGCACACCAACAUUGCUUCAGUGCAUGAUUAGGUGGAGGAACUGCUGUUGAGACACUGUUGUUUAAUUACUCAAUUAACCGCAAGGGUUAUAAUGCAAGGUGUUACAAAGAGUAACUUAAAUCCCAUCUCAGAUUAUACCUGGUUUGCAGAAAUUUUGUUCUAGAACUCGGUUUGAGAAUAAAAUUGUCGUUAAAGAUAGGUUCAUAGUGUUUGGUACAUAGCUCAGUUUUCUUAAGGAAAUGAGGAAAAUUUCAUCCUUGUAGCUUAAAACAAUUCUGUGUAUGCUGUUAUAACAAAUAUAAAGUGUGAUAAAUACAAGUGAAAAA